GUUCCAAAUCUAUAGAGACCGCCAGCUCUCUCCCAUCUACGACUGAACACAACACGACGAAGAACUGAUAUUUAUACAUAGCUACCCUUAUCACGGUCGUCUAGCUUUUGUGAAGAGUAAAAAAACCACCUACAUCAUUGCUACGCACACCUGAUUAAAGCUAUGGAGGGUGCCGCUCCACCCAUCCGGCCCGUGCCGCCGAGCGCUGCAGCCAAACGGAACCUGAAAGCAGGAAUAAGAUCCAGCGGCUCUCGCAACAACCUCGUAAACGCCUCCCAACGCCUCGACUCCGGCUCCGUUUCCGUCCGAUCCCGCGCCGGCCCCGGCUCCAUGAUGUCCCACUCCCGCGGCUCUCAACAACGUAUCCGCGCAUCCCAGGAGAUGCAGCGCGGACGCGUGCCCGAUAAAGUCGUGCAGGUGCUCGAUGAGGAUGGGAAUGAUGUCACGCCGUUGAGCUUGUUGGGUGGGGGGCAGCCGCAUGCGCCGCAUAUGACGGGAGCAAGGAAGGGACAUGGGACUAUCAACUUGGAGGGGAGUAUUGCUAGUACCGCUAGGGAAACAGUGGCGGACGUGCUCAACAACCUCGAAUCCAUGACGCAAGCAUCGUGGAAUGCGUCAAUGUAUGGAAGGUCAGGGACAAUGGGGAUGAGCUUCUCGAACGCGAGCCGGAUGUCUGGCGCUGAGAGCAUGGAUGAGGACGAUACGGCGUCUGCGGGGAGUGGUGAUUCGGGGGAUGAGAAUGAAGCAGGGAGGAAAAACCGACCAGAAGGCCUCGCCACUGCGCACACACCUUCCCACAAACCAGUAACCGAAGCCGACCUCAUCAAACCCGUCAACAUCGAGCUCACCGAAACUGCCACUAUCUUCCUUCUCGACAUCCCCUCCACGACCGUCUCCACCGAUUUCUCCGAAGAGGCGACCGCCGCCAAAUCGGCCAACGAGCGAUACGCCGCGAUACUGGCGGCCAGGGAGGGCAAUGAGAACUUUGUGUCGCGGUCGCAGCAGACGUUUAAUGAUCCGGUCAAGACAAAGGAGGUGCAGGCGGUGGGGCCCAAGAUGGUGCAUGCGGAGUGUAUGGUGACGCAGUGGGAGAUUUUUGAUGCGACGGUGGGGAGUGAAGCUGCUAAGAAUGAUGCUGACGGGGGCAGAGAAGCAGACAUCGACUCCCUCGAGAUCUCACCCUCACUAGGAACUCAAACUAGUCUCCCAUCAAAUCAAUCCGCCACCUUACAGUCAUCCGUCAGUGGAUCCGCCCUCCUCUCAAAACUCGGCUCGUCGAUGAUGAUGUCCGAGCCUCCCGGUGUCUCGCGUUCUGUUUUCUUACCAGAGGGGGAAACAGUGAGCGAUGUCUUUGCCAGUGUGGGACCGGGCGCAAGGCGGACGAGCGUCAGGUCUGCUACGGGUGCACGGAAGGAGGAUGUGGUGGAGCUUUCUGGGGAGGCGGCGGUUGCGAUGCUGAAUCAAGAGUCGCUCCGAACGAAUUUGCGAAUAAUGGAGCGCGCGGUGGUGGCAAACAAUCUGGACAAAAAGCUGUUGCUGUAUCGCGAUGUUGAGGACGCUGAAGAUGUAGCGAACAAAAAGGCAGCCGCGCGGCAGGAAGAACUUGGACAUGGCAGCUUUGAUGACUUACAAAAUGUCAUGCGCGGGGAAGAAGAGCGAGCCAAGGAGUCCCGCGGAAUGGACAUCCCAACCGUCGACUUCCUCUGGUCCUACCGGUGCGAGCUCACCCGCGGCCGGGCAGUAACGUUCAUGGAAAUCAACAAAGAAAACGAGGACAUCAUCGCCGUCGCCUACGGGGACCAAAAACCAGGCCCAAACCCCGUCCUCGGACUGGUCCUUUGCUGGAAUGUCAAGAACCCAGAAUGGCCUGAACGGAUCUACCGGUCAGCUUACGCAUGCACAUCGCUAUCGUUCUCGAACGCGACGCCCAAUCUGUUGGCGUGUGGGUAUAUCAAUGGCGCGAUUCAGAUCUAUGACAUCCGACAUCCUGAGCCGGAUUCACCGCCUCUGUUGACGACCGCGGAGCUGCCGGGGAGACAUAGGGACCCCGUUUGGGAAUUGCAGUGGGUUGAGAGAGAGCGGGCGGAGGAAGGCGGUGGGGGUAGCGGCGCUGGGGAGUGGUUGAUCAGCGUCGGGACUGAAGGCCGAGUUGUGGGGUGGACAGUCAAAAAGGGGCUGGAAUCAGUUGAUCUCAUGAGCCUGAAACGAGUAGCGAAGCAAAGCGACGUUGCAACGCCCGGAGGCCCAUCCGGUGGACCAGCGUCUUCCGUGAAAGCUGCUGCCAAACCUGGGUCAUUCAUUGCGCGUCAAUCUGGAGGCCUCUGUUUCGACUUCUCCCCCAAAGAUCCCACAACCUACAUCGUCGGUACCGACGACAACAACCUGCAUCGCUGCUCUCCAUCAUACAACGAACAAUACCUACAAACAUACAUGGGCCACACCGGGCCCGUCAACCGAGUGCGAUAUUCUCCAUUCCUGCCCGGCAUCUUCCUCAGCUGCAGUAGCGAUUGGACGGCCCGGCUUUGGAAAGAGGAUGAGGGGGAUGAAUGUAUCAUGCGGUUCCAGGGAGGAAAGGACACGAUCACGGACAUCGCGUGGUCACCGGCAUUCUCGACGGUUUUCGGAUGUGUGUCUACAGACGGGCGCAUGGAGAUAUGGGAUUUGCAAUUCUCAGUUUUGGAUCCGGUUAUCCUCCACACGGUCCUCGAUCGCCAGCUCACUACCAUUGUGUUUGCGCAUACAACCCCGGUCGUACUCACUGGAGACGAUAACGGCUCCGUAAAUGUGUACAAACUGAAAAAGCUCGGGCCACAUGGCACCGAUUCCAUCAGGUCCACAACAGAACCGAUCUCGCAGGACGCUGGAUUCAACGCAAUAGCAGCAUCUGCGCCGAGCGUAGACGUUGAGGCCCAAGCCUCGCUACUGAGAGAUGUGAUCGCGGCGAAGAAUCAAGGCAGUGGUGCGGCUGCGGCCAAUGCCAACGGGGCGGCUAGUACAGCUCCAAUUGGGCAAAGUGCGACAGCGUCGCCUGCUAAGGAACAGUAG
Messenger RNA from Fimicolochytrium jonesii, 3045 nucleotides. Its product is annotated as WD40-repeat-containing domain protein. Gene Ontology annotation, biological process: cilium movement. Bases 163 to 3045 code for a protein of 960 amino acids. The record is from RefSeq and is a predicted model, not a curated record. Gene Ontology annotation, molecular function: dynein light chain binding; dynein heavy chain binding. Lineage: Eukaryota; Fungi; Chytridiomycota; Chytridiomycetes; Spizellomycetales; Powellomycetaceae. Gene Ontology annotation, cellular component: axonemal dynein complex. The transcript has 12 exons.